Messenger RNA from Jaminaea rosea, 1691 nucleotides. RefSeq lists its product as hypothetical. The transcript has 3 exons. Lineage: Eukaryota; Fungi; Basidiomycota; Exobasidiomycetes; Microstromatales. The record is from RefSeq and is a predicted model, not a curated record. Bases 105 to 1673 code for a protein of 522 amino acids.
GCAUACUGCAUAUAUGGACGUUGACAGAGAGCGACCAAGUCUACGCUAGACCUACAGCAUCAUCUUGAUCUUUCGGCUGCUCUGCCAUCGCUGGCCGCUCCACUAUGGCCCUCGAUGCGGCUCUCUUCACGCUCCACUUCCUGCCCCGGCAAUCCUCACCCUCCAUCAUCGACCUCUGCUCCUCGAUACCCACAACAGGCGCGCAUAAUCCCCCUCCAACAUAUACCCUCUCUCGGGCCAUAAGGUCACCACAGUACAGCACAGCACUCCUCGAUGGCUUGUCACUCACGGAGCUUGCGUCAGUCGGAGCACUCUUGGCCUCGGACAAACGCAAGGUCGUAAAGCUAAUCAAUCCGGAUCAUGACGUUGAUUUGGCAAGGAAGAGCAACGUCCUCAAGCCGCAGUGGACGCUGCAGUGGCAAGACGAGACCUUCCUCCUUACCCGGGAAGGCUUCCCCUCCUCCCCACCUGGCUAUGACGUCGAGAUCGUCCGCAAACCUGACCCACCAAUCAAAGUCGCCAUGUAUCGCCCGGAGAGUAAACGCUCCCCUGCCUUCCUUCAGAUCUUUGACUACAACAUCGACCGAUGCGAAAAGAUCACCGACAAGCGUGGCCUCGAACAGACACUAGUGCUGGCUAUUGCGAGCUGCUUAGAUGCGGAGUACGAUGAACGACACAAGGGACCGACAGAGAACAUCUUCUUGGCCCCUCCAGGGACGCAGUCUGGUAAUUCGUCGUCAAAUUCGCCUGAUGCGCAGGCUGCUCCUGUGGCAAUUCCGCUGGAGCCAAAUGAGAUCUUCCUCACGCCGCUCAGCGAGCCGGCGCAUGCGGUAGAGCAUUGCCUCGGCCUGCUGAAGUCAGGCUCAGAUGUUGCCGAUCGGGGGAUGGGCCUGGACUUGGUCAUCGUGAGGGCGCAAGGUGAGGAGAUGGCUCGAAGGGCGCUGACUGUGGCCGAGAGGGUCAAAGUGGGCUUUUACCGCUUGCCAGUGGCUGCCAAGGGCAGGCUGCUCGAUGGGACGGUGCCGAAUGAGCUUUACCUUUAUGUCAGGCCAUUGGAGGCGCCUUUGAGUCAGCCAGCACCAUCAGCAGGCCAGCCAUCAAGCAGUGCCAUUCCUGCUGCUCCAUCUCCACCAACCAGUAGCGUCCGCCCGCGCAUCAAGCUUGGCCAAGCGGCCGAGCCUACCCCUCCAGCUGCUCGGCCUGCCCCAUCUUCAUCCCCCUCGCCAACUCCCUCUCCAGCAACCCAACAAUUGGCCGGCAUCAGCGUCUACCUGAGCAAAAGCAAACUUGAGGAGUUCGAAGCCGAGCAAGCUCUCAAAGCCCGGCAGAGGGAAGAAAGGCAGGGGCGUGAGCUGGCACAUCGACUUUCCCAGCAGCAACAGCCGCAGUCGCAGCCACAUCCUCAACAUGGUGGGGCUCACGGUCCUGACUGGCUUCGGCCUCCUGUAAGGCAUGACGGUGGCAGAAGCCCAUCUCCCGGCGGUCGCACUCCUUCUCCAGCGGGCAGUAGUGGGGCAGGGACAGACCAGAGCGUCGCAGGAGAAUCGGCAGGCACCAACAGUGACUCGUCACGCCUUCAUCGCUUCCUCAACAAGUUGCACGUCUCCCCAUCGUCGACGCCAGCAGGUGCUCAAGCAUCAAACAACGGCAGAGCUUCCCCCGCCGGACGAUAGGCAGCAGUAGAGGUUGCC